AUGUCCAUUUUACGACUGCCAGAUGAUAUCCUCUUUCUCUUGGCCGAUAAUCUGUCGCGAGAGAAGGACAUCAACGCCCUUGCGCAGACUAGCCGUCAACUUUACCCACCGCUCAACCGAUUCCUCUACCAGUAUAAUAUCCGACAUUGCCACAGCUCUGCUCUUCGCUGGGGUGUGUAUGUGGGUUCUGAGGGUACCGUUAGAAAAUGCCUAGAGCUAGGUGCACCUAUUGAGGGUAAACCCAAGACGGACCCGAACGACGAGGACGAAGACAGCGAUGAAGACAGAAGUGAGCCACCGCUGGUGAACGUUGCAGCCGAACGAGGCUACGAUGGUGUCUUGCAGCUCUUACUGGAUUAUGGGGCCAGCCCGAACGAGAACCGUCAAUUUCCUCAGGUGCCCCUUUCUUUGGCCAUCCAAAAUGGACACGACGCAGCCAUGCGAGUAUUAUUAGCCCGGGAAGACACAAAGGUUACCCUGCCAUCCACCCCGUUCAGCCAACAACCGCUGCAUUUCGCUUUAGAACGAGGAUCUCUGGAAUGUGUUCUCCUCCUGAUCGAGCGAGGCGCAGAUCUCCAGCAGUAUGAGUCUACAGGCGCCCGGGCACUCCAUCCGGCCAUUAGAAGCGGGAGUCAAGCUCUGGUCGAGUUCCUCAUGAGUCGCGGGUGUAAUCCACUCAGCUGUUGUGGGUAUACAGCUCUAUCGCUUGCUGCAGUCAUGGGACACCAGUCACUGGUCCAGUAUUUCCUUGCUCAUGGAGUGGAUCCGGAUAUUCGGGACCGUACCGGAUUCACUGCUCUCGGGCACGCGGCCAAGGAGGGCCACGCAGAUGUCGUCGAGACGUUGCUUGCGUGGGGCGUCGGGACAGAAAAUGUCGGCGAGGACGGAGAGACGGCUCUGUGCUGGGCGGCCAGAGAAAACCACGAAAUGGUUGUGGAUCUUCUCCUGCGGCAUGGAGUAGAUCCAAGCUCGCCCAACUCUCGCGGGAUACGGCCCAUCCACUGGGCUGUCACCAACGGGUCCAUCCCCAUACUCAAAGCGCUCUUGGCCCGUGGUGCCAGGAUAGACAUUCAAACUGACGGAGAAACACUCCUCCAUAUCGCCGUACGGCGGAAAGAUCAGCCGCUGGUUGAAAUGCUCAUACAGCUGGGCAUCGAAGUGGAUAAACCAGACAAUGCGGGCCGGACUCCUUUAGCUGUGGCUGCCGCGGGCGGUCAUCUCGAAAUGAUGGAGCUCUUGCUCGCCAACGGCGCAGACAUGACUAUCCGCGGUCAAGGCGCGCCGCUGCACACGGCCCUCUGGAGACGUCAAGAUGAGGCCGUCGAGUUCUUGCUCCGACGAGGCGCUGAUCCGGACUUUGCAAAUGCCGAUGGUCCCAAUCGACUCAUCCACGCAGUCGACAAUCGAAUGGUCCGGGUCACGCGGUAUCUCCUGGAAAACGGCGUCGAUCCCAAUCCUGUAUCUGAUUCCGGUUGUACCCCGCUGCUUAUUGCCUGUGAGAUUUUCGGGGAGGAUAACUACGAGAUAGCUGAGAUGCUGCUCCGGACCGGUCGAGCGAAUGUCCAUGCCCGAAACGCGGAAGGGCGCACGCCGAUUAUGUUCGCGACCGGGGAAGAAGGGGAUCCUCAGCUCGUAAGGCUUUUGCUCUCCCACGGGGCAAAUGCCAAUGAUCAAGACGAGGACGGGUGGAGUUGUCUUGAGAGGGCGAUAGCGGCGGGGAACGAGGAGACAGCCAGGAUUCUAGUCGAGGCUGGGGCAAACGUCAACGCCCGGGACAGCUAUGGGCAGACUGCUUUACAUCUGGUUCACUCACAUGAUCCUUUUUAUCAAUAUCUGCUUGAAAAGGGCGCAGAGCUUUGA
Aspergillus fischeri NRRL 181 is the source of this 1860-nucleotide messenger RNA. RefSeq names its product ankyrin repeat domain-containing protein. Bases 1 to 1860 code for a protein of 619 amino acids. Gene Ontology annotation, molecular function: RNA nuclease activity; RNA binding; protein binding. Gene Ontology annotation, biological process: RNA processing. The record is from RefSeq and is a predicted model, not a curated record. Lineage: Eukaryota; Fungi; Ascomycota; Eurotiomycetes; Eurotiales; Aspergillaceae. The transcript has a single exon.